This is a messenger RNA of Lactuca saligna, 354 nucleotides long. NCBI's taxonomy places the organism in Eukaryota, Viridiplantae, Streptophyta, Magnoliopsida, Asterales, Asteraceae. The record is from the annotation of a GenBank genome assembly.
AUGGAGUUAGAUGGAUUACGAUUUCGUAUUUGGUUUGACCAGAAACAUGCAGUUGUCAAUAAAUGCAUAGAGAUGAGAAAGCCACAUAUUCUAUUCAUGAAUGAAUUGAUGAAGUUAUUUUUCUUAGAAGCUAAACAUGAAGGGAAAACGAUGCUUGAAGAAGCAUCUUCAUUGGGACAUUUGGAUUCAACAUUUGUCAUGGGAAUCAUGUGGAUGGAUGAAGGGAGACAUAGGAAGCAGGAAGCUUUGGACAUGUUCAACGAUGCUUACCGCAGAGCAAAUACCUAUGAAUGGUACCUCCGUAGCAAUUCAAAUAUGGAAUCGGUUUCCGUCACAAACUCCGUUGCAUAUUAA